Molecule: messenger RNA, 1326 nt
Organism: Teleopsis dalmanni
Lineage: Eukaryota; Metazoa; Arthropoda; Insecta; Diptera; Diopsidae
Gene: Urod
Product: uroporphyrinogen decarboxylase
Exons: 5
Coding region: 200-1270 (356 amino acids)
Biological process (GO): heme biosynthetic process
Cellular component (GO): cytosol
Molecular function (GO): uroporphyrinogen decarboxylase activity
Source: RefSeq, a predicted model, not a curated record
UAGAACAAAGCAAAAACAAUUUUAUUGUUGCGGUUAAGUUACUAACGAAUAUCAGUAAAAGAGAAUUGAUAAAAUCUUCAAAGUGACAUGCAAAAAACAAGAAUUUUGUAAUUCAUGCUUGUUAAUUAAAAUUAAUUUAAUUCAUCAAUAAGAACUCGCCUAUUUUUUAAUUCGAUUGAAGAAAUAUUAUUUGAAUAUAAUGAAAAAUACACAGGAUUUUCCACCGCUUAAGAAUGACAAUCUUUUGCGAGCUGCACGUGGAGAACCUGUUGAUCGUGUCCCAGUAUGGGUCAUGCGACAAGCUGGAAGAUAUCUGCCAGAGUUUCAAGAAGUACGUAAACAACAUGAUUUCUUCACAGUUUGUCGCACACCGGAGCUAGCAUGCGAAGUGACAAUGCAACCACUGCGACGUUUCGAUUUGGAUGCUUCAAUUAUAUUUUCCGAUAUACUUGUAAUACCGCAAGCAUUUGGAAUGACUGUUGAAAUGCAUGCUGGAGUGGGUCCAGUUUUUCCUGAACCGUUACAAACUCCAGCAGAUUUAAGUAAAUUAAAACCCGAAGGUGCCGUAGAUCGAUUGAGUUAUGUAGGGGAUGCAAUAACUAUGAUGAGACAUUUACUAGAUGGUCGUGUACCAUUGAUAGGAUUUACUGGUGCUCCUUGGACUUUAAUGGGUUAUAUGAUUGAAGGUGGCGGUAGUAAAACAAUGUCUAAAGCAAAAGCUUGGCUAACAGAUUAUCCAGAAGAUACAAAAAAACUUCUUACCAUGUUGACAACUGCUAUUGUGGAUUAUUUAGAAAUGCAAGUGAAAGCAGGUGCACAGCUUUUACAAGUAUUUGAGUCGUCAGCAGAACAUUUAACAAAGGAAGAUUUUCUUAAUAUAGCUGUGCCUUAUAUAAAAGAUAUACAUGAUAAAUUAACGCAACGCUUAACAAGUCAAUCCAUACCGUUAGUGCCUAUGACAUUGUUUGCUAAAGGAGCGGGACAUUCUUUAAAAGAACAAGCUGCACUUGGUUACGAUAUUAUAGGUCUAGACUGGACAGUAGAUCCUGAAGAAGCACGUAAAGAAGUAGGACCUAAUAUAACAUUACAAGGCAAUCUUGAUCCUCAAGAUAUGUACAAGACGCCGGAAGAAAUACGCAGUUUGGUAACGGAUAUGGUACGUAAAUUUGGCAAGACACGUUACAUAGCAAAUCUUGGUCAUGGUAUUACACCUCAAACACCAAUUGUUAGCAUGGAAGUUUUAGUUGAUGCAGUACACAAAGCGUUGUAGUUGAAAUAAAAUCUUUUAUUGGUAUACUGGUAUUUUAAAUAAAAUGAUCGACUGUU